Molecule: messenger RNA, 923 nt
Organism: Drosophila melanogaster (fruit fly)
Lineage: Eukaryota; Metazoa; Arthropoda; Insecta; Diptera; Drosophilidae
Exons: 1
Coding region: 18-869 (283 amino acids)
Cellular component (GO): membrane
Molecular function (GO): acyltransferase activity; protein-cysteine S-palmitoyltransferase activity; palmitoyltransferase activity
Source: RefSeq, marked reviewed
UUUCAAAAUCCUAAAAAAUGUGCUACGUGAAUAGAUUUUGCCAUUACUUUGCCAAUCGCUACCCGAAGAACUUUGUGAGGAUAGUGCAUCCACUUUCGAUAGUUUUCGUCCUGUGCAGCACAGCUUUCUUCUUCUCACUGCAGAUGUUUUACAUUGCGCCCAAAGUGUUUGGCGACAUUGCUUACAAGCUCUACUGGAUAUUGGUCACCUUCAUAACGCACAACAUACUUGGUAACAUGCUGGCCUGCUAUAUGACUAGCUCAUCGGUAAACACCUUGUCCAAGGACUCCCGAUGCCCGAAUCCAGAGGAUGAGCCCCUGUGGCACUAUUGCGAAUCGUGUAAAAAGCUGAGAUCGCCACGAUCCUGGCACUGCGUUUUGUGCAACACCUGCAUUUUGAGACGGGACCACCACUGUAUAUUCACGGGCACUUGCAUUGGACACAAUAAUCAACGCUUUUUCUUCUGGUUCACAUUUUAUUUAACGCUCGGCUUAGUCACAAGCUUUGCAACAUUUUGUAUGUUUAUCCUGCAGAAUGGCGGUAACUUCAUGAGUCUCUCGUCUGUGAUUUUUAAUUUAAUAACUAGGACUUUUUUCCAAAAUUAUACUGGCAAUACUUUUGAGACCAUUGCCUUCCUCUUGAAUAUAAGCGCCAGCUAUAUGCCUGCCUUUAUGUUGGCAUAUCAAAUGCAGAUUUUAAGCCAAAACUCUACCUACUAUAAUAUUUUUGAUUGCACCUACGAUCUGGGUUUCCGAAAGAACUGCCAGACAAUAAUGGGCCAACGAGGACUUUGGACUUUUAUAUCGCCCUUGCUGAAGAGUCCUUUGCCCCAUGACGGUGCACAUUGGCAGAUGAAGCAGUCUCACUAAAUUAAUAGACGUAUUACUAAAUUAUUGAAAAAUAUAUAUCGAUUUUAACAAGCC